This is a messenger RNA of Petromyzon marinus (sea lamprey), 4555 nucleotides long. Lineage: Eukaryota; Metazoa; Chordata; Hyperoartia; Petromyzontiformes; Petromyzontidae. The record is from RefSeq and is a predicted model, not a curated record.
GCGGGGCCCGCGCGCAGCGCUCCCUGGCAACGCGAGGCGUCAGAGCCACUCGAUCUCACCGCCACACGUAGGCUUCUGUUGUAACUCAACAACAAUAAUAAUACGCAAAUACAUUUUAAGAUGAGCUUCAAAACCCCCGACGCAAGGACAAGGGAGUCGCAGGCGAAGGCGGUGCAGCUGUCGGUGACCACCGUGGAGAAACACUUUGGAGAGCUGUGCCAGCUGAGCGCCGGCUAUGCGCGCAAAACGGCGCGGCUGCGCGACAAGUCGGACCUGCUGGUGCGCGAGCUCAUGGCCUACUCGGAGACGGAGCGCCCGUCGCUCAAGAUGGGCCUUCGGGCCUUCGCCGAGGAGCUCUCCAAAGUGCAGGACUAUCGACAGGCUCAGGUUGAGAGGCUCGAAGCCAAGGUGGUGGAACCUUUAAAGUCAUACGGAGCCACCAUCAAGAUUAAAAGGGAGGACCUCAAGGCCGUGCUGACGUCGCAAACCCGGGAGGCGAAGCAGAUGCAGCAGCUAGAGAAGAUGCGGCAGAGAAACCCGUCGGACCGACACAAUAUCUCUCAGAGCGGCGCGGGAAAGGCAGAGACGGAGCUGCAGCGCGCCACGGUGGACGCAGCGCGCUCGUCCCGGCAGCUGGAGGAGACCAUCAACGAGUUUGAGCGGCAGAAAAUCAAGGACAUCAAGAAGAUCCUGUGCGACUUUGUGACGGUGGAGAUGGUGUUUCACGCCAAGGCGCUGGAGGUGUACUCGCAAGCUUACCAUCACAUGCACGCCGUGAAUGAGGAGAGUGACCUCGAGGCAUUCCUCAAUACCCUGCGGCCCUCCGACUACCAGGCACGCCUUGACACGGUUCUGCAGAACUCUCUGUCCACCCUCAACGGCACCGGUUCGCCCCAGCCAAUGGCAAGGUCUCAGACGGGUGCUACUGGCACACAGCGCAACAAUGUGAGGCGGUUGGAAGAUGACGAAGAUGAUGAUGAUGACGACGAAGAUGAUGAUGAUGAUGAAGAUGACGAAGACGACGAUGAUGAUGAAGAUGAAGACCAACUUCAGGACGUGACAUCGGAAGACUUGGAUAACCGGCAGAGUGGCAGUCGGCGCUAGAUAAUGGAUUUCACACACAGUCAAUGCCUAUGAAAUUGUAACAUUUCAUAUUUAUAAAGAGUCCAGUGUAGAGUCUUGAGUCACCAAACCUCGUAUCAUUUCAUUUGAACAUUCAAAAUUAAACUUGUCCCAUUACUUAAAUGAGCAUUAGGCAAUACUCUGGGCCGGUGGGGGAAAUGCAGCAUUUCUCUGCUGGGAACCAGUCUGUCCAUAGUAGUUCUUAUUUUAUCCACCCUGGAGUAAUGAUAGGCUGAGUUAAUCCUUGAUCACAAUUUAAACUCAAGACAUUUUAAAAGCUAAUCGGAUGCUCUGCCACUACGCCACAUGGCUAGCCGUCUUUUUAUAUUUUAUUUUUUAUCCCCCCCCCGGUGUGAUCCUGAAUGUGCUAUCGGGGUCAUGUCAUGAGACAAAUUUCAUAAGGAGCUCUUGCAAGCCGAUUGAAGUGGACAUCACAAAGAUGUCUCUAGAGAUCCCGUCAUUUGCCCUCUGGUCCACACAAAAUAACUCGGCAGACAAUAUCUGUCCCUGCACGUAAAAAAAAACUGAGUAGAGUUGCACGUUAAACAAAACAGCAUAUUCUAGUCCACACAGUACUCGCUACACUUUUCCACCAGUAGGAGACACCCUUUGCCUGCAACAGAGUCUUGUUCAGCAACAGUUCUCCGAGCUAUAAGUAAUCAAAAUUAAUUGCGUGAAAGUGAAUGCAAUGGGGUUUCUUCGUUUUGUGUGCAGUCCAUUGCCGACCACGCCUGAGACCAUAGGCUCACUCCACUUAAAAAAAAAAAAUUCGGUCUGUUUGCAGGCUCGCUGGAUGACCCGGCUGCCUGGAUUUAAAUCCAGGAUCUCGGCAGCACUGGCUCGGCCGCUCUUGAUCCCCUGAGCCACCCCGGGCACCCUCCCGGUCCAGGCACCUCUUUUUUUUUUUAAAGAGGCGUUUGAACAUACAAACCCAUACGAUGUCCAUCCCGUUUAAGUGCAAAGAGAAAAAAAAGAUGCAGUGCAGUGCCAUUGGACGUCGAAAACUCACUUUUUAUUUAAAAAAAAUUUGAUGGCGCUUUUGAGUGGCAGAUUUUGGUGAGGAGCCUACGUAUGUAAAGAAUAUUUUUUUUCAGCAAAAUAGAUUCAUGUACUGGCUGCCAGCGUAUUGGCAGCCAAUCCAAGUACAGUAAAAUUCCACUUCAUUGUCCCCAUUGUCUACACUGGCCUCUUUGAGAAUAUGAUGUCUUAGUCUUUUACUCCAUUCCAUUGCCUUUGUGAGAUGCUUCACAUCGGUGCCAAAACCUUCACACAUUCCACGCGUUUGGGUUCACGGGCGCGAUUGAAGGUUCAACGAUUGCAGCCUUUAGCGUAACCACUUCUGUCGUCGCUUUUCGGGGGUUUGCUGUGCGAUGUACAACCCACGGCCCCUCGGUGUGUUUCGCCUGGUCGUGUCGUGAAACGUCGGACAUCUUUCCGAUCGAAACGCGGUGCACGCUAAAAUCGCGUUGGAGAGAGCGAUGCACGGCGCGGUCGUGACAAACCUACGCGGCAAGGUAGAGCGAAGUUCCAAUGUUUGCUCAUUCAGCAGAUGGCACGCGUUAAAAUUAUACCCUCGCCGCUGCUUGUCAUUUUCAAGUGGCGCAUUUACAAGUUUGUAAAUGCGGUCAACGUCGCUUCUUCCAAAGUCACAUGUCCACCCUGACCAGUGAGCCGCCCUCACCCGGUGCAGUGUUUGCCCGCGCGGAGUAACUUUCUCUUUUUCUAAAGAUGUUCACAUGUCCGACCUUUUUCACAUAUCCCCCAAGACCUCGGUCCCCCGGUAAAGUCGGAUAUGCGACGUUGGACUCGCCACCAACGAUCGCAGUUUGCAAUUCUACAAAUCCUUCCAUACGAAGUCGAACAACAAUACAGAAUGACAAUGCAAAUACAUUGUUUCCGCGAUUGUAGUUCUAUAUAUAUUACAAUGUCUAGUCAAAUGAAAAUAUUGCAUAUUUUGCAGAAGAUUUUAAGAAUGUGCACUAAAUGCUACACAAUUGGUAUACUUUCAUAACCUUAAUCACCACAAUUUAAAAGGAAAAUUAAACAAAUUCUAACCAUGUGAUGGUUAAAAUGGCAAAAAAACAACAAUGAAAAACGGACCAUUUAAAGCAUUGUCUCACGACGACAACCAAAAUCUCCCACUGCAAACAUCAAAAACUAAAAAAGUUGCCGGUGGCAAGUCGUCUGAACAGAGCACCCCAAUCAAACACUAUCCCUUCCCAAAACCUCCAGCCAACAACGAAUCAAGCAGCCACUCACCCUGACCCGAGGCUUGGUGGGGGGGGGGGUACAUUCCUUUUCUUUAACGAGAUCCGAAUGGGAACAUUCAUUUCAAGUAGCCCUGGGUGCCGCACAUUAGCACCCACACAUUACCGCCGUUGUGUCCACCAAUAACGCGAGAGGAAUAACUAGGGGGUUUCACCUUUUUGCCGCGCUUGUGCGUUGCGCACGGCCUGCCCUCCGCCCGCCUGCCCUCCGCCCGCCCGCCCGCUCGCUCGCAGUUUGGCUUCGGCUCGCAAUUCCCACGCGUUCGGAGACGCGGCCAAGUUUCUCGCUGUCAAUUCUAGAUUUGAAGUUUUCGUGAUUGCAAGGAUCCAUGCUCUUUGGUUCUCUUCGGUAAAGUCACGUAGAUGAAGACUAAUAACAAUGAAAAUAAUAAAAUGAAAAUAACUAAAUUCAAUCACGACGUUUCGGGCGCGACACAAGCGUCCGUCAUCAGGUGACGACAGCGAGUGUUGCUCGCGAGUAUUGCUCGCUGUCCUGGAUUAUUAUAAUCAAUUUCUCGUCUUGCCCAGGAAAGCCACCCCAGAGUCCCGAAGGUUUUUGUCGGGAGGGUUUUGCAUUUGGGAUGUUUUGCCAGCACCAGGUUUAUUAUUGUAUUGUUUGUUUUCGCUGUGAGAGGAAACUGGAGAAUUGGGAGGUGACCCAUGCAGAAGGGAGGGGCGAGGGGGGGCAUACAAAUCACACACAGAAAGGUGAGUAAAUCAGGAAUCUAACCGAGGCGCUUCUUGCUGUGAGGCACACGGUGUUAAGCGCUGGUGUUACAGACGUGAACGCGCUUCCGAUAUGAGGAAGCCACUGAAGCUUAUGCACUUUUAACAGCAUCAAGAGUGAAAACUCACUAAUUAAGAACUGCUUUUUGUGUUGUCCUUCACACCGCACCUCCGAUUAGCGCGGUUGGCUACGUACGGUGCGAAAGAAGUUCAACAUACGUACAUGCGCCACGCUGCCACCCGAUUGUGGGCCGCUUCAGAGUGGCAGGCCUCUUGUGGUCACGGGUCAUAGGUUGCCCAACCCUGACCUUAUUACCGCUCCCCAAAUGCCAACUUCUGCCUCUUUGCCAAGGCCCCCCCACCCCAUUAACUGUCCGUCGUUUGGUGUUUGUGGCACAAGUCUGGUACUGUAACAGUAAACUUGGACAAUUCGUAAAUGG